This is a messenger RNA of Menidia menidia (Atlantic silverside), 1257 nucleotides long. Lineage: Eukaryota; Metazoa; Chordata; Actinopteri; Atheriniformes; Atherinopsidae. The record is from the annotation of a GenBank genome assembly.
AUGAACACCUCUUUGUGUGACUCCGCCCUGACCAUGAUUGACCUGGUGGCAGACCACCAAGCCAAUGCCAGCCGCAACUGCUCGGCCGCAGCAGCUUCCGACUGGACAGCGGGGGGAGACGCCCCACAGCUCCCCACCUUCACCACGGCAGCCAAAGCCAGAGUCAUCAUCACCUUCAUCCUCUGCGUCCUGUCCGCCUUCUGCAACCUGGCUGUCCUGUGGGCGGCCUGCCGGGAUGGCAAACGCAAAUCUCACGUCAAGGUGCUGAUCAUCAACCUGACGGCGGCGGAUCUGCUGGUGACGUUCGUUGUGAUGCCUGUGGACGCCGUGUGGAACAUCACGGUCCAGUGGCUGGCCGGCGACUUGGCCUGCAGGCUCCUUAUGUUUCUUAAGCUGCAGGCCAUGUAUUCCUGUGCCUUUGUGACUGUGGUGAUCAGUCUGGACAGGCAGUCAGCCAUCCUCAAUCCUCUGGCUAUCAAUAAAGCCAGAGGGAGGAACAGGGUCAUGCUCACUGUGGCGUGGGGCAUGAGUGUUGUGCUCUCACUCCCUCAGAUCUUCCUUUUUCACAAUGUGACAAUUACCCACCCAGAGGACUUCACUCAGUGCACAACUCGUGGGAGUUUCGUCCCUCGCUGGCAUGAGACGGCAUACAACAUGUUCACUUUUUCAUGUCUGUUCUUGUUGCCACUGGUCAUCAUGAUCACCUGUUACACCAGGAUCUUCUGUGAGAUCUCCAGACGGCUGCAAAAAGACAACUUGCCCUCAAAAGAAGUGUAUUUGCGGUGUUCCAAGAACAACAUCCCCAAAGCGCGGAUGAGAACUCUGAAAAUGAGUAUUGUAAUCGUCUUGUCCUUCAUUAUCUGUUGGACUCCAUACUACCUACUUGGCCUGUGGUAUUGGUUUUUCCCCGAUGACCUGGAGGGAAAGGUGUCACAGUCACUGACCCACAUCCUGUUCAUCUUUGGGCUAUUCAACGCCUGCCUGGACCCAAUAAUCUACGGCUUAUUUACCACUCACUUUCGAAAGGGUCUCCAGAGGUUCUACAGAAAUGGCACAGCAUCGGUGGAAGCGGAUAAUAACACGGUGAUAAUUGGAUCCUUUACCUGUGCCACAAAUUCAGUGAAAACAGAGCUCAGGAGGCCCAGCCAGGACAGGCUGAUGCUGCGCAGUGAGAGCAACAGCAGAGCGUCAGAAAGUGGCAACUUUCUGACGGCUGAGACAGAUCUCAACCAGUUCAGGCCUGAGAGUGAAUUAUGA